AUGUUGAACGUCCCAUCACUGUAUCGAAGACGACCAGACCCACCAUCCACUGCUCCAGCAACUCACGACACGAAUUCUACAAACUCGAUCCCCUCCCCGGACCCCAACCUCAACCUCAACCACAAAACCCACACCCUCCCCUCCGGCACAACCUUCCACAUCUGGACGCCCACCUCCCCCUCCGUCGCAACAAUCGUCCUCCAACACGGCUACGCAGAAUACUCCCUCCGCUACCUAACCUCCCACUCCACGCUAAUCACCCACCUCCUCGCCGCUUCCUACACAAUCUACGCGCUCGACCUCCACGGCCACGGCACCUCCCCCGGCCACCCCCGCGCCGUCGUCCACCCGACCACCUCGCACUACGGCGUUAUGCUGUUGAACAAGGAGGGGGAAGACCGGUCGUGUUAUUUGGGCAUUCACUCGGUGGAUUGA
Alternaria arbusti is the source of this 435-nucleotide messenger RNA. RefSeq lists its product as uncharacterized. The transcript is spliced from 2 exons. Bases 1 to 435 code for a protein of 144 amino acids. The record is from RefSeq and is a predicted model, not a curated record. NCBI's taxonomy places the organism in Eukaryota, Fungi, Ascomycota, Dothideomycetes, Pleosporales, Pleosporaceae.